Molecule: messenger RNA, 4980 nt
Organism: Fusarium odoratissimum NRRL 54006
Lineage: Eukaryota; Fungi; Ascomycota; Sordariomycetes; Hypocreales; Nectriaceae
Exons: 3
Coding region: 527-2893 (788 amino acids)
Biological process (GO): phosphatidylethanolamine biosynthetic process; phosphatidylcholine biosynthetic process
Cellular component (GO): cytoplasm
Molecular function (GO): choline kinase activity; ethanolamine kinase activity
Source: RefSeq, a predicted model, not a curated record
CUUUUUCUUGGUGAACCUUCCCUUUUAUAUAAUUGGUAUCGCUCUCUUAUCUCGUGCUUCUAUCAAAUUCUAUCUUGUUAACUCACCACUUAUCUUCAUGGUUUGUUCUCCAGACCCUUUAUCUUUUUGUUUGAUGAUAACCAUGUCAUUUUAAACUUCAAUCAAACGCCUCAGCUCACAAACCAGCCAAUACGAAUAAGUCGUUUCAAUACCCCGAGUCCCUGGCUCUGCUAAGCGCACCCCCCUCUGCGUCUACCCCAGCCGCAAGCGAGAGCCCAGAGCCAGUGACCCUUGGGCCGCUUUUCUACUUUUGGGAGAGAGGGGGAUCUUGCAUCUGUAUCCGUACCCGUACCUACGCCUCAAAUCUCUACCAACUCUCCUCUCCUUGGUCCUCUCUCUUUUCUCACACCGCGACUCACCCUCACUUCCCUACUGCACUUCUUACUACGCAAACUAUUCAUAUCAUUUGUGACUCUCUUGGACAGCUCAGAAUCCUACUUCAGGAAGCAGAACCUCGUCCCCCGCCAUGUCUGCGGUGCCGAGCCCCACGAUCCACGGCUCGUCUGCCCAGCAGCAGCCAUUGCGCUCUGCCCUCAAAAAUGAAGAUGACGUUGAUCGCCCGUGUCCCUCAAGCGGCUCUCUCAAAGCUGUCCAGAUCGCCGAACCCGAAUCCGAAAUUCAAACUCUCGAGGAUGACUCCCAGCCUACCAAGCAAUUCCCUACCAACCUCAGGCGACGCCUGAGUGGUAAACCUCUGCCCUCUCCUCUUCCCAACAACUCCUCUAGGUCUUCCUUCAGCGACAGUCCUUCUGGCAGCCGGCCUGAAGAGACACCUCCUACUUCGAACCCUUCUUCUCACCACCACCACGGUCAUGGUCAUGGCCAUGGCCACCGUGGUCAGUAUUAUAGUGAGAAACUACUCGCCCAGGUAGGAGAUUGGUUAGAACAUGAACGGGCCAAGGCACACGCGAGGAAGUCCAAGAAAACGCACCGCAGGCGCAAGUCCAAAUCGCCAACUAAGGAUACCAAGGGAGAAAGCAUUGCGGAGGCCGAGCCAGAACCUCAACCCGCUCAAGCACCCGCACAAGGCAGUAAUGGACGACCUCGCUCCGAUUCUCUCGACUCUGACUCAAGCGAUAUUUCUUUUGACCGACUUCAGCGUAUCCUGGAGGAAUCCUUAUCUCACAUGGGUCUCAACUCUGUGCCUCAUCUGACUCCCAGGGUAUCCCGCCCUAAGCAUCGAAAAGUCCCAUCUCGAUCUUCUCUUCGUGGCCUUUCUUCCGACACUGAAUAUGCCGAUGGGGACGCCAUUGUACCCAGCUGCGAUGUCUGGCUUGACAACUCCAAGACGAUGAGCUACGGAGGUGGUGCUGCGGAUGAUGAAGAUCAGGAACCAACCGAUGCCGAUACCAGGGCUGACAAGGAGAAGGAGUGCUGGCUUAGCUUCAAGAACGAAAUUAUCCGCAUCGCCCAUACGUUGCGACUCAAGGGAUGGAGGCGUAUUCCCCUCGGUGGUGGCGACAAGAUCUCCGUUGAGAGGCUUAGUGGUGCCUUGACCAACGCUGUCUACGUCGUCACGCCACCGAAGGAAAUCGAUGAGGCAGAGGGUAAGAGAAAGCCCAAAAAGGUCCUUCUACGCAUUUAUGGCCCCCAAGUCGAGCAUCUCAUUGAUCGAGACAACGAACUAUCAGUCUUGCAGAGACUGGCACGCAAGAAAAUUGGACCUCGCCUGCUGGGAACUUUCAAGAAUGGCCGUUUCGAGCAGUACUUUGACUCUAUCACGCUUACACCGGCGGAUCUUCGAGAUGCCGACAUGUCUCGUCAGAUUGCUAAGCGAAUGAGAGAGCUUCACGAUGGUAUUGAUUUGCUCCCGCAUGAGAGGGAGGGCGGACCAGCAACAUGGAAGAGUUGGGAUCAAUGGCUCGAUAAUGUCGAGCGAAUCGCAACUUACCUUGAUAAUGAGUACGAGAAAGAAGCUCAAGCUCAAAACGGUCGACGCGACUCCGUUGUGCAUGCCUGGAAAUCGAGAGGCUAUGUAUGCGGCACUCCCUGGCCUCAGUUCAGGGACAUGAUGACCAAGUACAGAGUCCAUCUCAACAGUUUCUACAAGGGGGGCCAACGAGAGAUCAAGGACAGUCUUGUCUUUGCCCAUAGCGAUACGCAAUAUGGAAAUAUCCUCCGCAUUCGCCCGGAUGACGAAAAGUCACCCCUGCUUCAGGCUGCUAACAAACACAAGCAACUCAUCGUCAUUGACUUUGAAUAUGCGGGCCCUAAUACCCGUGGUCUCGAGUUUGCCAAUCACUUCAACGAAUGGACAUACAACUACCAUGAUGCUGCGGUGCCCUGGGCGUGCGAUGUGCGACGAUAUCCCACCCCGGAUGAGCAACGCCGUUUCAUCAAGGCUUAUGUCGAUCACCGUCCCCGGUUCCAAGGCAGCAACUCCACCCCUCGACUGGCGCCCGCUGAUAGCAACGUGUCGAGCGGCAUGUCUACGCCACUUGCGACACCAACCAACCCUCCUGCGAGCAGCUCAAGCUCCAUCGUCGAGUUCAUGCUUGAUGCGCGAGUACCACCAGGAGGAUGGAGCGCCGCGGAACGGGCCAACGAUGAACGAAGCGACCAGCGCGUGCGAGAGUUGUUGGAGGAGACUCGACAGUGGCGCCCGGCCAAUCAUGCUCACUGGAUCGCGUGGGGCAUCGUGCAGGCCAAGAUCCCAGGUCUCGACGAAACCAUCAAGGAAGAAGACCUUCUGAACCCCGAUGAGUUCGAUUACUUGAGCUACGCCCAGGAUCGUGUCAUGUUCUUCUGGGGUGACUGCGUGCGCAUGGGGCUUGUCAAGCGGGAGGAGCUCCCUCCCCUGCUGCAGCAGUCUAUCAAGACUGUUGAGUACUAAAGAGCGGCUAUCAAGCUCUGCAAUUAGAAAACAUUUUGGCGGACACGGCAGACACACUAGGUGAGUGCGUUCCGACUCAAGACUGGCAUAACCAGAUGUCUCCUUUGACUACAUCGUUCUGGAAAGCUAGAGCACGUUUUAAGACUUUCAGUGUUGGCAAGCUCGGCAUGCUAGAAUCUUCUUGCAAUGAUCUGGAUUAAAGAUUCCCGGCUCCUAAAUUCCCACGGGUAAUUUUUGAAGCUUGCGCGUUUAGCAGUUCAAUCGAUACCAUUUUAAUAAAAUGCAGUUUUAGCAAUGCAUUCCGUCUCUUCUCGUGAAUCUAAUGCUUAUUUUUUAUGUUGUUGUAUGUGAACGACAGGCCGUAACUCUUGUAAACGUGAUAUCUAUGAUCCAAUCCUCUAUGCAUCAAGCUUGAGUCGGUCAAGCAUGGCAUCGAUCUUGCGCUGCAGGAUCUGGUAGUUGAUGGCGUCUGAAACAAACUCAUCCUCUGCUUCCGCUCCAUCUAACGUCCUCACGGCACCUCCGCCAUUGGCUUGUCCAUUGCUAUCCUUCUUAGUUGUGUGCUUAGUAUCAGCAGAAACGCCGUCUACGGCAUCUGUCGAGAUCUCAGCUUGUUGUGCCAUCGCAGCAGCUAAUUCUGCACUGAUCUCUCCCUCCUCAUCCAUCAUGUCUUCCAGGCCUGCAUCCUCAAAGCGGUAUCUAAAUCGGUCAUCCAGGUAAUACCGAAUAUCGUCCAGCAAUUCGAUAGUGUCCGUCUCUUCUCGAACAGUGAUCCGUUGGGCAGACUCUGCAAUGAGAGCCUGGAAGUCUUCCUCAUCUAUGUAGUCCUCUAGGCGAUAUGCAAGAUAACGCGCAGCGAACUCUUCUAAUCGCUGGACACGAAGAUCCCACGCUGCGUGUAUAACAUCAUAUAUGUUGACGGGCUCCAUCUCUAUCUGUUCGUCCUCUUCACCUGUCUCGCCAUUUCUUUGCGCCUCACCAUGAGUGCGAUCUACCAACACAUUGGAGGUGCCGCUACCGAGCGUGCUGAUGGUCAGAGCAGCUUUGCUCUUAAGGUUAUCGAGGAACAGCAUGUCUGCAGCGUAUAAUAGAUCCAAAGCGUGCUCGAGGGGGCAGCUAACAGUCUCGGUGUAGAGGUAAGUAAGGAUGAUUUCAAGAACGGCGGGCGUACAGUCGACGGUAAUGAUUCGGAGAUGUUCAUCCCGUUUGGACUCGACGAAAUCGCCCGAAAACAUCUUCUCAAAGUACUCGCUGCGAAUGAGCAUUGCCUUAUGAGCGGGAUAAAGGACUGAUUUGCGUUUGAUGACUGAUUCUUGAUCUCCGGCUGGGCCAAUCGGUAUAGUAGGGGCGUCUCUUGCUGGCGUUGUCUGACCAGACUUUUCAUCCUCGAUAUCGAUCGGCUCGUCGGCGCGAAGGAUGACAUCUGCAAACAUUGAGUUGUCAUAUUUCCACUUGAUAUCUUUCACCUGGUCCGUAUUAACAAUCAUCUUGAGUCCGAGGACAUUUAAUUUGAAGAAACUUUCGAACUGUCCUCGAGCUCGGUCAACUUCAGAUUGAUACCGUUGGCGAGCAAGUCUCCUGUCUCCGCCUGCGAGAAUAGUCUCCCAUAGAGAUUCAACCUCGAGCUGCUUGCUGACCUUGUCUAGGCCCUUGAAUACUUCUUCUUCAGAGUCAGCACCACCCACAGGUGCGAUAUCACGAGGAACCUCGCCCAAGUAGAGAUAUCUCAAGACAAUGAUGAAAGACUGCACAGGUACAGCGUUGGCAAGUUUCCAAGUGGUGGUAUCUGGGACAGCAGCAAGCUUAGCACGGAAAUAAGGUGACCGUGCUAUGAGGAUGAAUUUGUGAAGAUCAAAAGAACGGGAGCCUGAGACUAGGGUGAUAUCAGUUGUCUUGGGGCUUGUACGGCCAAGAAGAGUUGAGAUGUGAGUUGACCAGUAGACAUAAGGAUCUGAGGACUUGGAGAAGUCAUAUUGAAGGAGAAGGUUGCGGAUGCGAUCAUUGAGGGCGUUGUAGAUGCAUCGUUCCCCUUGGAAAGUAUUUCGUUCCGCUAGGGCGCCUGGGGAGUGUUAGUGGAUGACUGGACC